AUGGAGGACACCACACGCCCAACGAGACAGAUAGCUGCAAACCUCGAUACUAAUGCAAAUGGCGACGCAACUCUCUACACCCGCGUCCAGCACAUAACCACACAAACCAAUACACCCCAUGAAGGACAUACAUACAGCCCGCCUGUUGAUCUCCUCGAGGUAAAAGAUGUGGGCUGGGACACUUUGCAGGAUCGAUCAAAAGACUAUGCCAUCGAUGGCGUAACGAAUGAGGAUUUACGGCUUCUUGUGAGAAGAUUCAAUAAGCAUGUUUUCCAUGUCAAGCACACGCCAGAGCUUCCUGAAGACGAGUUGGAUAUGAAUGUUGCCCCCGAACAACAAUUCUCCUCAAAUAAGCUCCGGUCAGCACUUGAAAGGCUCUACAUGGGUGUUAUGAUGGGGAUGAUGAUCUCAAAGCAACACGUCGCAAGAUUACAGUCGUGGCGCGAACCGAGACGAACAGCCUCUCUUUGCAUCGCGUACUUUGUUGCUUGGUAUCUGGAACUUCUUAUGCCUGUUUUAUGGACAUUUUUAAUGGCAAUGCUUCUCUUCCCUGAAUUUCGAAGUAUUGUAUUCCCACCUUGCCCGCCCUCGAUGGUCCACUACCAAGACGGAAGUCUGGUAAAACCAGCCGCUGGUAUGCUAAGCACCACCGACUCAGGUACAGGUGCGCCAGAAAACUUUAAAGGGGAAGCUCUCGAAAAAGAAGCCAGUAACUUUGUAACCGGACUCGUCGCUCUUUCAGUGAACACAUUUGUCGUCAAAGAUCCUCAGCAUGGUGAAUCUCAAAAGGGAGGCGGGAAGAUAGCUGAAUUACCGGACCCGAGAUCGUUGGCCACAAAGAUAGUCACUGCGAAGGAGAAAGCAACUGGAGCGGACAAACCGUCGUCUGACAAAACCAAAGCGCCUAUACAAGAUAUUAUGUGGAGUCAGAUGGAGCCCAUACUGCGCAAAAUGUCCGUUAUUUGUGAUGUAUGGGAGCGCGGUGCAAACUUUGUUGAACCUUCGGCUCCUUUCCCAAAGCACAACCACAGGAUUGUCAGGAUAUUUCUCCCACUUAUCAUAGUAUCGACAUUUGUCUCAUGCCACACAGUUUACAGAAUUGCCAGUCUUGGAUUUGGUGUUGUGUUCUUUGGCAAUAUUUACCUAUCGAAUACAUACGAAUGGGCCCUAUCUACUGCGGUAAAAUUCACGUUUAAAGGAGUCCCGACGGAUUGUCAAGUUACUAUCACGUUGCUGCGAGAAGGCGAACGGAACAAAACGCCGCUUCUACCGCCACCGGUACCAACUGGUCCACCUUCACACGACCGCCCCUUGCUUGACGAUGACGUUAUUGGGGGAUCACUCGGUGAUCGUCCACUGGGUGCAACAAAGGCCGAGAUUCAAAAGGCUGGGGAACGAGAUGCAGGGAUGAUCGAGGACACUGGAGGUGACGACCACGAACACUGCAAGCCAGGCAGCGGUGGAAAAAAGCGAAGCAAGCUUAUGAGUAUCAUCAAACCUGUCGCUCAAGCAGCUGCAAAGACCGUGAUCGGCGUGGACAAGCUCCGAGCAAAAGCAGGCUCCGAGUCUGCAAAGAACCGUGUCGGAGCUGCCUCACCAAGGGAAGAAGCCCCCAUCGCCGGCCCAGUUGAGUUUACAUGUCGAUGGCAUGGAGAGAGGGGUUUCGUCUAUCUCACCACCGACACCGUAUCCCCUUCUCUGUGCUUCUCAAAGCGAUCUUCGGUGGGAGAUUUGGAUAAAGAGAUAUACCAAGCAGUCGAACCAGCGUGGGUUAUCCCAGUUUCGCGGAUUACUAUGAUCAACAAAUACUCUGGCUAUGGAGCCAAGGCGAAACUCAUGGCUGGCUGGGCACUGGAUGGUGUUAUCUCAGAUGGAAUGGAAAUAGUUGAUAGCGAAGGGGGGACGUUCUUGAUCACUGCCAUGGAACGCAGAGAUGAGUUGUUCAACCGGCUUUGUUCUAUUGGCGAUCAGAAGUGGGAAAUUUGGUAG
Molecule: messenger RNA, 1989 nt
Organism: Fusarium sp. VM40
Lineage: Eukaryota; Fungi; Ascomycota; Sordariomycetes; Hypocreales; Nectriaceae
Source: the annotation of a GenBank genome assembly